AUGAGCUCUCCCGACGAGAAAGAAAUGAUGUCCGGCGAGGUCCUGUCCAACGCAGUUAGCCCUGCCAGCGGCGCUGCCCACGCCCUCGAAGCUGCAGCCGCCACCGAGGCCGAGCACAACUUGGGUCUGCUGAAAUCGCUCAAGCUCUACAAAAAGGCCUGCAUGUGGUCCAUCUUCUUCUCGACAUGCAUUGUCAUGGAAGGCUUUGACCUGACCAUCAUCAACGGUCUCUAUGUCUACCCUGCCUUUGCGCAAAAGUUUGGCGAGCCCUCCGAGGAUGGCUACGAACUCACUGCCGCUUGGCAGUCGGGCCUCUCCAACGCCGCCCUCUGUGGCCAGAUUCUCGGCCUCUUCGCCGCCGGUGUCAUCGCCGACCGUUUUGGCUACCGCAAGACCCUGAUUGGUGCUCUAUUCCUCUGCAUCUGCUUCGUCUUCAUCAUCUUUUUUGCCGAGUCCCUGCCCCAGCUCCUCGCCGGCGAACUCCUCAUCGGCUUCCCCUGGGGUGUCUUCCAGACACUCACCACCACAUACGCCUCUGAAGUCUGUCCUACCCACCUCCGCGCCUACCUAACCACCUAUGUCAACCUCUGCUGGGUCAUGGGCCAAUUUAUCGCCUCUGGCGUCCUCCGGGGCAUGAUCCCGCUCAACAACAGAUGGGGCUACAAGAUCCCCUUUGCCCUGCAAUGGGUGUGGCCUCUGCCUCUCAUGAUUGGGAUCUGGCUCGCCCCGGAAUCACCGUGGUGGCUGGUCCGCAAGAACCGACUCGACGAUGCCAAAAGAUCGCUUCAACGCCUAACGACCCGCAACAGUGGCGUUGAGUUCCACCCCGACGAGACCAUCUCCAUGAUGAUUCACACAAACGAGAUGGAGAGGAGAAUUCGAGAAGGAACAUCAUACUUUGAUCUCUUCAAGGGUAUUAACCGCCGCCGCACUGAGAUUGUCACCUGUGUUUGGGUCAUCCAAACCCUGUGCGGCGCCUCCUUCAUGGGAUACUCAACCAUGUUCUAUCGCCAAGCCGGCCUUGCCACCGAAAAUGCGUUUAGCAUGUCCCUUGCUCAGUACUCCCUUGGUUUCAUCGGUACCAUCUUCUCCUGGUUCCUCAUGACCCGUUUCGGACGCCGCUCCCUAUAUCUCUAUGGGCAAGUCAUCCUCUUCACCUUGCUCAUCGGCAUUGGCGGUGCCGCUUUCGCCGGACGCGACAACAUUCCCGCGCAGUGGGCCAUUGGCUCCUUGCUCCUUGUCUAUACAUUUUUCUACGACUGCACCGUCGGGCCCGUCUGCUACUCGCUUGUCUCUGAGCUCAGCUCGACGCGUCUGCGUACCAAGUCGGUCGUCUUUGCCCGUAACAUGUAUAACAUUGCGAGCAUCGCCACAAACAUCCUCACCCCUCGCAUGCUCAACCCGACCGCUUGGAACUGGGGUGCCAAGUCUGGCCUCUUCUUUGCUGGCACCUGCGGGCUGUGCAUUCUCUGGACAUUCUUCCGUCUACCCGAACCCAAGGACCGCACCUUUCGCGAACUCGACGUGCUAUUUGAGCGUCGCGUGUCGGCACGCAAGUUUAGCGCUGCGGUUGUUGAGCCCUCGGAGAUUUACGGUCUCGAGACCGACGAGACUGAGGCCUUGGCUGAGAAGACUGAGGCCAAGGCCGAAUUUGUCGAGCGUGCGAAAUGA
Cordyceps fumosorosea ARSEF 2679 is the source of this 1671-nucleotide messenger RNA. Its product is annotated as Sugar/inositol transporter. Gene Ontology annotation, molecular function: carbohydrate:proton symporter activity. The coding region runs from base 1 to 1671 and encodes 556 amino acids. Gene Ontology annotation, cellular component: membrane. Lineage: Eukaryota; Fungi; Ascomycota; Sordariomycetes; Hypocreales; Cordycipitaceae. The record is from RefSeq and is a predicted model, not a curated record. The transcript has a single exon. Gene Ontology annotation, biological process: transmembrane transport; carbohydrate transport.